GAUGCGAAACGCCGUAGUCGAAGUGGCGCAAGAGCGGUCCAGGAAUAGCUCAGGGUCACGUGAGCUGCGAGCCGAGAAGCGGUGGGAAUGGAGAUCGCUCGCAGUCUUCUACUGUGUGUGUGCAGAGGACCACUGCCCAUCUUCUUUUCUUCAGGUUUUGUGAAGAAGAUCAAACACAGUAAACAUGGCGGAUGAAGAGGUGAGCAGCUCGGAGGAAGAGAGCCAGCAGGAAAUUGACAAGCGCGAGAACAAAAAAAUGGAAGAGGAGAAGAAGAAGAAGCAGGCCGAAAUCGAGGCCAAGCGCGCCGAAGUGCGUAAGCGCAUGGAGGAGGCGUCCAAGGCCAAGAAGGCCAAGAAGGGCUUCAUGACACCUGAGAGGAAGAAGAAACUCAGGUUGCUGCUGCGUAAGAAAGCCGCUGAGGAACUGAAGAAGGAGCAGGAGCGCAAGGCCGCCGAGCGUAAGCGCAUCAUCGACGAGCGCUGCGGAAGCCCCCAGGACCUCGACGAUGCCAACGACGGCGAUGUGAAGAAGUUGUGCGAAAAAUACCACAACCGAAUUGCGGGGCUUGAGGUUGAAAAGUAUGACCUUGAAUACGAGGUGUCCAAGAAGGACUACGAGAUUUCCGACCUCAACAGCCAAGUCAACGACCUUCGCGGCAAAUUCGUGAAACCUACCCUGAAGAAGGUUUCCAAGUACGAGAACAAAUUCGCCAAACUGCAGAAGAAGGCGGCUGAGUUCAACUUCCGUAACCAGCUCAAGGUCGUCAAGAAGAAAGAAUUCCAGCUUGAGGAGGAAGACAAGGAGAAGAAACCCGACUGGUCCAAAUCCAAGGAUGAAAAGAAGAAAGGAGAAGCUGCCGAGGGCGAGGCAGCAGCUGAGGGAGCCCCUGCCGAGGGCGAAGCCCCCGCCGAAGGCGAAGCUCCUGCCGCUCCCGCGGAGGGAGAGGCUGCUCCUCCUGCAGACGGAGCCGCACCACCUGCCGAAGGCGCACCUGCCGAGGGCGCACCACCCGCAGAGGGAGCACCACCUGCCGAAGGCGCUGCACCGCCCGCAGACGGAGCAGCACCACCAGCGGAAGGAGCUCCUGCACCUCCCGCAGACGGCGCUGCUCCGGCCGAAGGUGCUGCACCCCCCGCCGAGGGUGCAGCGCCGGCCGAGGGUGCGCCCGCUCCCGCCGAGGGCGCUCCCGCGGCCCCGGUCGAGGGUGCUCCCGCGGCUCCCGUCGAGGGUGCCCCCGCGGCUCCUGCCGAGGGCGCCGCUCCCGCGCCUGCCGAGGGUGCCCCCGCGGCGCCCGCCGAGGGCGCUGCUCCCGCGCCUGCCGAGGGUGCCCCCGCGGCUCCCGCCGCCGAAGGUACAGUCCCGCCCGCUGAGGGGGCCCCCGCCGCUCCCGCCGCUGAGGGAACCGCACCCGCUGACGGUGCCGCCCCUCCCGCCCCAGCACCUGCUGCUGCUGAGGGCGCCGCGCCCGCCCCUGCCGAGGCAGCUCCGGCCCCAGAAACCCCGGCUGCAGCCCCUACUGAUGCUGUUCCUCCUCCUCCAGCAGAGGCUGCGCCCGCCGCCGAAGCCGCACCCGCCGCCCCCGCUGCAGAGGCCGCCCCUGCCGCCGAAGCCGCUCCCGCACCGGAAGCCGCCCCCGCCGCAGAGGCACCCCCCGCAUAAACGUUCCGAGCCGCACCACCAAAAUCACUUCACUAACUGUUCCGUCACGAAUUGGUGCCCUCAAAGGUCACGAGAGCUCUGGACGAGGUUCCAUUUAAAAUGUAUUCACUGUAUGAAUAAAAGCUACAUCACGGUGUCAAAUAAAUGUAAUGUACUAUUUUAA
Molecule: messenger RNA, 1823 nt
Organism: Cloeon dipterum
Lineage: Eukaryota; Metazoa; Arthropoda; Insecta; Ephemeroptera; Baetidae
Gene: wupA
Product: wings up A
Exons: 13
Coding region: 185-1660 (491 amino acids)
Biological process (GO): muscle contraction
Cellular component (GO): troponin complex
Source: RefSeq, a predicted model, not a curated record